Morus notabilis is the source of this 1128-nucleotide messenger RNA. RefSeq lists its product as uncharacterized. The coding region runs from base 295 to 837 and encodes 180 amino acids. The transcript has 2 exons. NCBI's taxonomy places the organism in Eukaryota, Viridiplantae, Streptophyta, Magnoliopsida, Rosales, Moraceae. The record is from RefSeq and is a predicted model, not a curated record.
UUACUCGAGUUAAGAGAGAUUGGGGAAAAUAAAGGAGAGGAAAAGAAAAACGAAAGCAGACACAGAGAGAGGGACAUCUGCAGAAUUUGCUAGAAUCAUCCAGCAUCUCUUGUCUUCUUGUUGAACUUUCAUAUAGAAAAAAAAAAAAGAAAAAAGAAAACCCCAAAUCUGCUGUCCCGAUUCAUCUGAAGAUUUUUACCAGCGAAUUAGAAUAUUUAACAAACUUAAAUAUAUAUACAUAUAUAAAUCCAAAUAUAAUAAGAACCGUAAAGCGAGAAAGGCUCUGAUGUUGCGAUGGAGCAGCGUAGCGACGAUGAGAUGACGGAGAUGGAAACGGCGACUGCGACGUCGAAUCAGCAGCAGGAUAUGGCGGCCAAUGCUAACGGCAGCCAGGGUAACGCCGUUUGGGACUUGCUCACAUUGGCUCGCCAGCUUAUUAACCAAGGCAAGCCUUCCCAGGCCCUCCAAGCGGUGGUGAUGGCAAUGAGAACCAGAGGUGGUGAUGAGGCUGUGUUUCACGCCUUGCAUCGUGCCCGAGAAUUAUACAAAAGUAGAUUGCAAGAAAAUGCAGCGGUCGAUCAGCUAGCAUCCUUGUUUGCUGAAUGUGCCAUUGCCGAAGCUGGGCCUUUAGAAAGUGGACAACCACUGGAUGAUGCAGGCAAUCAAUGGGAAGUGCCGGAUGCUCAUGGAACCUCUAUACUGGCUGAAACUGGUAGGAUGCAGGUUGUGUUGGAUGCAUUCUCGGACGGAAGCAGCUUCAUAUGUUUAAAAUGCGGGGGUCUUGUUAGCAACCACCGCAAAGAUGAGCACGACGCGUACUGGUGUUGCCAAAUUUGAUGGGCUUGUAGCAAGAAGUGGAUUAUUUGUACUCACUUGUGCUUUAUGCUCCAUCACCACAUGCCAUUUUCCUAUUUUUUUUUUCUAUUUUUUUUUGUACCUGAGACCUGAGUGAGUUGUAGCUGUAUUCCUAUUUUGCAGAGGAAAAAUAUGGAAUGAUCGAUUGAGGAUGAGGGCAUAUAGGUUGGUUUGAGAGUGUAGAGUGCUAAGUUCAUUACCUUUUACUGUUAAAUAUGGGAUCUUGUAACCUUAAAAAAUUGAUCGCUGUUGAAAAUUUAUAAAUAAUAAGUU